This is a messenger RNA of Aphidius gifuensis, 5079 nucleotides long. RefSeq lists its product as uncharacterized. Gene Ontology annotation, biological process: protein N-linked glycosylation. The transcript has 17 exons. Lineage: Eukaryota; Metazoa; Arthropoda; Insecta; Hymenoptera; Braconidae. Gene Ontology annotation, molecular function: zinc ion binding; alpha-1,6-mannosyltransferase activity. The coding region runs from base 199 to 4167 and encodes 1322 amino acids. The record is from RefSeq and is a predicted model, not a curated record. Gene Ontology annotation, cellular component: endoplasmic reticulum membrane.
GAGAAAGAGAAUUACGAGAGAGAGAAUGAGACAAUUUCUAAUAAAGUAGUAGAGCAUGAUAAAUUAUGAUGAUAAAAAAAAACAACAGUGUUUUGGUGUUUAAAAAAAUCGACUUCGUGGCUAUCAAUGUCCACGUUAAAAAUCAUUUAUAAAUGUUUAUAAAUAAAUACAUAGUUAAAUAAAUAAAAUAAUUAAAUAAUGGAUCAAUUAGUUGUGCUUGUUGCAGCAGUGCAUUUAUUGUACUGUCCAUUUACAAAAGUUGAAGAAAGUUUUAAUCUUCAAGCAAUGCAUGACAUUCUCUAUCAUGGAUAUAACCUGACUCUGUAUGAUCAUCAUGAAUUUCCUGGACCAGUACCAAGAUCAUUUAUUGGACCACUUUUUAUAUCUGGAUUGUCAUCACCAAUUGUUGCUGCAAUAACACAUUUUAAUUUGAGCAAACUUUGUGCUCAAUAUGCCGUAAGAGCAGUAUUGGGUUUGACUGUUAUUGCAACUUUUCGAUUAUACCGACAAGCAUUGGAGAGUAUUUUUGGUGGACAAUUUACCAAGUGGCUAGUCAUAAUAACAGUAACACAAUAUCAUUUUAUGUACUAUUUGAGUAGAACACUUCCAAACAUAAUGGCACUACCUCUAGUGUUAUUGGCACUUUAUGGAUGGCUAAGACAAAAUCAUUUAAUAUUUAUUUGGUCAUCUGGUGCAGCAAUAAUUAUAUUUCGAGCUGAAUUGGCUAUGCUUUUGGGAUUAUUUUUGUUAUAUGAUAUUGCCUACCACAAACUCACUGUGCCAAGAUUUUUAAAAAUUGCAAUACCAGCUGGAGUAUUUCUUUUGUCAUUGACAAUUGGAAUUGAUUCAAUAUUUUGGUCUAGAACAUUAUGGCCAGAGGGUGAAGUUUUUCAUUUUAAUGUUAUAUUAAAUAAAAGUGGUGAUUGGGGUACUUCACCAUUUUUAUGGUAUUUUUAUUCAGCAUUACCAAGAGGUUUGGGUUUAUCAUAUUUUUUAUUACCAAUUGGAAUAUAUUUUGAUACAAGAGUACGUGCAUUAACUGUUCCAGCAAUAACAUUUAUAUUUUUAUAUUCAUUUUUACCACAUAAAGAAUUGAGAUUUAUUAUUUAUACAUUUCCAUUGUUAAAUGUUGCUGCAGCAGCAGCUUGUCAUAGAAUCUGGGAAAAUCGUGGUAAAUCAACUUGGAAUGGAUUAAUGGCAUUGGGAAUAACUGGUCAUUUAAUAUUGAAUGCAAUAUUUACAAUGUUUAUGAUUUGUGUUGCUGGAACAAAUUAUCCAGGUGGUACUGCAUUAAGUAGAUUGAUUAGAAUUGAAAGAGACAAUGAUUAUCCAGUGAGUGUACAUAUUGAUACACUUGCUGCAUGCACUGGAGUAUCAAGAUUUACACAAACAAAUCCAAAAUGGAGAUAUUCAAAAAAUGAAAGUAUCAAUUAUGAAGAUCCAGAAAUAUUGCAAUUUACACAUUUACUGAUGGAAGCUAAAAGUAAAUAUUCACCAAAUAUAAAACCAUAUUUGAGAACACAUGAAAUUGUUGAAUCUGUUGAUGGUUUUUCUCAUAUUGCCUUGAAUUAUAAAGGUAUACCACCAGUUAAAAUUAAAACAAAGCCAAUGAUAUUUAUUAUGAAACGUAAACCAAAUGCUCAAUUUGUUGAUACAACGACUAUUAAAGUUUUACAAAAUGAUGAUUCUCGUCAAUUGGAAUCAGAAGAAAUAUUUAAAAAUGAUGAUGAUGAUGAUGAUGAUGAUGAUAUUACAUCAGGUGGUGAAGAUGAAGAAGAACAAAAAGAUGAAAAAAAUUUAGAAGAUGAUAAAUUAUUUGUACCAAGUAAUGAUAAAAAUGAAGAUGAUGAUGAUGAUGAACAAUUACCAAAAUUAAAUUUUGAUGAACGAAAAAUAAUAACCAAAGACAAAGAUAAUAUUAUAAAUAUAAAUAAAAAAAUAGAUACGAACGAUGAAACAAUGAAAAUUGAUAAAACGAAAAAUAAAAAAAAACAAGAUAAAAUUGAACAUUUAAAAGAAGGCAGUGGUGUCAAGGAGGCAAUUCGUAAAAUGAUAAAAAUAAAAAAACAAGAAUUAAAAGCAAAAGAAGAUGUGAAAGAUAAAAAAAAAAAGCAAGAUGUUAUUAAAAAAUUAAAUGAUGAUUCUGUUGAAAUUAAAAAUGAUAUAAAAAUAAAAAAUGUUAAACAAAGUAUUAAAAAUAUUAUAAAACAAUUUAAAGAAUUUGAAAAAGAUCUUGCAUCAGAUGAUCCUGAGACAAUUAAAAAAUGGUCAUCAGAUGAAUUAACAACUUCAUCAGAGACAACUGAUCAAAUUGGUGCUAUUUCUCUGGAAGACAACAUCAAUGAAAUGGAUAAAUUUAUCAAUGAAAAUAAUGAUCCAACUGUUUUAAAUGAGGCAAAGAAAAAUCUCAAAGAAAUUGUUGGUCAAAUACGUGAGCUUCAAAGUGAAUUGUCCAUUGAAGCUGAUGACAGAUUUGAUGAAAUUGCUGAUAAAUUUUCAGACAGACCAAUAUCACAAACUCUCAUGUAUUUCAGUGAAGCACUUAAAGAUUUAAUGAAACGUAGAAAAUUAAAAGCAACUAAAUUAUCAAACAAAUAUUUAAAUAAUAACAAUAAAAAGACUUUAGAUAAUCAUGCGGUGACGUCAUUUUUUGGGAUCGUUCUCGAAGAACGCUUAAAGACAAUAAUGGCGGAUUUAUACGCAAAAUAUAAUUGUACGUAUUGUCAAGAAGACAUUACGGGACUACGUGUUAAAUGCUUUGAAUGCCAAGACUUUGAUCUUUGUCUUCAGUGUUUUUCAGCUGGUGGUGAAAUUGGACAACAUAAAAAUAAUCAUAAAUAUCAGUUUAUGGAUUCUGGUACUAUUAGUAUUUUUACUGGACGUGGUAAUUGGACAGCAAGAGAACAUCUUAGAUUACUUGAUGCAAUUGAACAAUUUGGUUUUGGUAAUUGGGAAGAUAUCAGUAAACAUAUAGAAACAAAAACAUCAGAAGAAGCCAAAGAAGAAUAUAUUGCCAGAUAUCUUGAUGGUAAUAUUGGUAAACAUACAUGGCCACCAACUGAUAGCUACAAGCCAAAUUUAAAUGAUCAAACCCAUUCUGAUCAUGGACCAUUAUCACCAGAUUUUACAUCACGACUAUCACCUUUGGAUAUAACACCUGAAGAAGCAGCACAACUUGGUUACAUGCCACAACGUGAUGAUUUUGAAAGAGAUUAUAAUCAUGAAGCUGAAUCACUUGUUUCAUCAUUAUUUCUCAAUCCAGCUGAAGAUGAUGAUCUUGAUAUUGCACUUAAACUUGCUCAUGUUGAUAUGUAUACCAAUAAUUUAAGAGAAAGAGCUAGAAGAAAACGUGUUGUUCGUGAUUAUCAAUUGGUAUCACAAUUUUUUUCAUCAACAAGAAAAGAAAGAGGAUUUAAAAAAAAACAAAGCAAAGAAGAAAAAGAUUUUAGAGAAAGAAUGAGAGUAUUUGCACAAUUUUAUACAGCUCAAGAGUAUGAACAAUUUUUAUUAAAUCUUGAACGUGAACGUGAAUUACGAUUACGUCUAUCUGAAUUACAUCGUUAUCGUGAAAAUGGAGUUACAAGACAUGAAGAAUGUGCACAUUAUGAACAAAUUGUUAUGCAAAAUCAAGGAUCAAAUGACAGCACUGAUCAUUGGUCUGAUAAAAAAUCUGGCAGCAGUGGGCCGUCCACACCAACACUCCGCCAAGUCUCAAAAAAAAAAGACGAAGAAAAAAAUUACUCUUUCAUAGACCGAAAGUACAUGUUAAAACAAGAAUUAGGAAUAGCCAAUCACAAUCGGAUGACGACUCAAGUCAAUCAGUCGGUGGAGCUGGAUAGCAAUUUAUUGUUAUCAAAUUAUCAAUCAAUAAAUUCAUCAUUGUCACAAAAAUCCAGUUCAUCAUCGACAAAAUCAGCAAUUAUUUCCAGUGGCAUGGAAAAAAAAAGAGACAUCGAGAUGGAAGCUGCUGCACAUUUAUUAACAAAACAAGAAAAAUCAUUGUGUCUUCAACUGGAUUUGAAACCUUCACAGUAUUUAGCACAAAAAACAUUACUUCUUCAAGAGUAUCUAAGUGGCAAUAGAAAAUCAAAUAUAGUACCACAAUCUGAACCAGAAAAUAAAAUUCUUCAUUAUCUGGUAACAAAUGGCUGGGUUGCGGCAAAUUGAAAAAUAUUUGUAUAAAAUAUUAACUCGGAAUGUGACUGGUCGUAUUUAUUAUCAUAUACGGGUAUUUAAAAAAUAAUUAUGAAAGUUAUUAACAAUAACAAUCAUACACGUCGCGAUCACUGUGAUUAUAAUAAUUAUUUAAAAAAAAACAACAAGUAAAAGACGUAGAUGAAUUGAUAGUUUUUAUCCAGUACUUAGAUUUUUUUUCUCUUUCUUUUUUUAUUGUUAAUAAUUUUAAAAAUUAUUAUCUCACAAUAAUCACUUGUUUAUUUAUUUAUUUAUUUUUCAUUUUUCAUUUCAAUACAUUGCUCAAUGUAAUCUUCCAUUGUUAUGUUAUUAUCUGGCUUUAUAAAUUAAUUAUUAUCCAAACUGGAUAUUAUUUUGCCAAACUCAGGAUCUUGUUCCGCGAUAUUUUAAAUUCAAUUUAUAUUUAUUAAUGGAACAAUAGAAAUAUAUUUAUAAAUACUUCCUUUAGGUAUAAUUAAUUUUUAUCAUACCAAUAUUCAAUAGUUAGAUUGAAGCACAAUAAUAAAUUUAAUAAAUAUUUGCUGAAUAAAAUUAACAGCACUUAUAUAUUUUUAGAUAAAUAAUAUAUAUAUUCAUUGAACUUUUUUUUUUUUUUUGUUUUAAACUUAGUAAACCUUCUUCUAGAAAAAAGAAAUAUUAACUAUUUGUUUAUAUUUAUUAUUAUAAAUUCAUUCUCAAGGACACACUUUUAUUAAUAUAUUUUUUCAAUAAUUGUAAAUAUUAUUACGAUCUCACGUAUAUCAUUAAAUAAAUUGGAGGAAUUUAGAAAAAAAACACAGUCCUUACUCAGUAGAAAAAAUAAAUAAAAAUAAAAAACACCCACGCUUAUUAAUUAACUAAUUGAAUAAUUAAUUUUAAGUAGAACAUAAAUGAAAUAUCUUCAAG